Messenger RNA from Phalacrocorax carbo (great cormorant), 2098 nucleotides. NCBI's taxonomy places the organism in Eukaryota, Metazoa, Chordata, Aves, Suliformes, Phalacrocoracidae. The record is from RefSeq and is a predicted model, not a curated record.
AUGGAUGAACUAAUUACAGAUGACAAGAUUGGUGACAGCCUGGGUUGCAGUGAUCACACCCUGGUGGCAUUCACAGCCUUGAGGGAUCGGGCAAGGGCCAUACGUUGCGCUGCCCCCCUCCCCGUGCCUGGCACCGUCGGCACCGUCAGCACCGUCAGCCCUGGGCGGUGCUGGGGCCAAGGACGCGGCCCUGCCCGGCCCGGCCCAGUCCGCUCCGGUGGCGUUCCCGAGCCUCCGCGGCGCGGCCGUGCGGGGGCGUUCACCGGGGGCGGGAGGGGCAGGCCCGGCCGCUGGCCCCCCUCGCCAGGCGGGGAAGCCGCUGUGCCAAGCGAGCCGACGCCUCUGUCGGCCCAGAGCGAGCGGCCGGAGAAGCGAGCCCUCGCUGGUGCUGCAGCGGCGCGGGCAGCGCGUCCUGCCCCGGCACGGGCUGCGGGCCAAGGAGCCCGUUGUCGGGAGGGGACCUCUGCGCCUCCCCAGGGCCCGGCCACGGGCUGCAGCCGGGGGUCGCAAGGACGGACGCUCCCCGCAGGCCGCGUCCCCGUCUGCGGCCACCGCCGGGGAGGAGACGCGGCGCAGGGCCCAGCCGCUGCCCGGCCGGCGCCUCGCCAGGAGGGGGGCGGCACCAGUGACGCGGCCGCCGCCACCGGGAGCCGAGGGAGCACCCCUGCGGGUGCCCGCCACCGGCCAGCCGGCCUGCCCGCCCGCUCGCACGCCCCGGGGCGGGGCGGGGCGGGGCGGGGCCCGCUCCCUCCCUCUCCCCGCAGCGCAUUCGCCGCGGGGGCCCCCUCUGCGGUGACGUCACCGUUAUUAAAAAAGCGCCCCGGCAGGCAGGCAGGGCAGCGGGCAGGCGGCAGGAGCGGCGGCGGCGGCGGCGGCGGCGGCGGCGGCGGCGGCGGCGGCGGCGGCAGCAGCAGCAGCAGCAGCAGCAGCAGCAGCACGUGCCCCGCUGCCGACAUGGUGUCCCCCGUCACCGUGGUGAAGAGUGAAGGCCCCAAACUGGUGCCCUUCUUUAAAGCCACUUGUGUCUAUUUUGUCCUCUGGCUGCCAACUUCUAGCCCAUCCUGGUUCAGUGCCCUCAUCAAAUGUCUGCCCAUCUUCUGCCUGUGGGUUUUCCUCCUGGCUCAUGGAAUUAAUUUCUUAGUGUCACACCGGAGUGCCAGCCGCAUCCUAGCAGGACUCAUAUUCUCGGCAGUGGGAGACGCCUUUCUCAUCUGGCAGGAGCAGGGCUACUUCAUUCAUGGUCUGCUGAUGUUCGCCAUCACACACAUCCUGUACUCUUCAGCCUUCGGCAUGAAGCCUUUGGACCUCAAAGCCGGCUUGUUGAUGGGCCUCGUUUCCAGUUCCUGUUAUGCCUUCCUGUACUCCUACCUCUCAGGCCCAUUCACCUACCUGGUAGCUGUCUACAUUGCCUUGAUUGGCUUCAUGGGCUGGCGAGCGGUUGCCGGCAUGCAGCUGUGCAAUGACCUCUGGACGUGGACGAAGCUCUCGGCCUGCAUCGGGAAAACUUGGAGAGAAGGAAGAAUGAACAAUACACCACAUUACUCUCAGCAUCUGACCAGCAUACCUAUCUCAACAUGUAAACAAAUACAGACUGAAAAGCAAGAGAGGAAGGAAUCAGAAAUCAUUCCCCCGUUAAUCUGCUAUGCAACUGAAACAAAUCCUAGUCAGACUGGAAAUACGCUACAAGCCAAAUGACUUGUAAUUCCAAUCUUCUGUUAUGUCAAGACGUGGUAAUAUCAACCUCCCUGCACGUGGAUGGCCCCUACUGUCCUGAAUUUUAAUUUAAACAGCAUCUGUAUGAACUGGUAUGUAAUGUGCUACACACACAUGUACUAAAAGGAAGCCUGGUCCUGAAGAGAUUGCCAACAAAUGGAUGGGAUAGGACAGAAGGUAUUCUUGCAUCUAUUCCCCAGCUGGGGACCAAAGGUGAAGAAUAGGUUAGUGAUAUACCCAAGGCCACAGAGGGAGCCUGAGCUUAGACCUGAGUCUUGUGUACAAGACCACCCAUCUCCCCCCAGUGCUGUCAUGAAUUUUUAUGCUUACCUCUGCCUUUGGAGAGGUACCACUGCUCCUGUGAAUUGCAGACAAUGACUCAGUA